Lactuca sativa (garden lettuce) is the source of this 1188-nucleotide messenger RNA. The record is from RefSeq and is a predicted model, not a curated record. NCBI's taxonomy places the organism in Eukaryota, Viridiplantae, Streptophyta, Magnoliopsida, Asterales, Asteraceae.
AUGUUGAUGAAAUUUAUGGAAGCUUCAGAAAAAAGGCAUGAUGCUACUGACACUGCAAUGGAAGAACAAAGAACUAUAAUGAAGAAUCAUCAUGCAAUGAUGAUAGAUCAACAGGUGAUUUCUGAGUUCCUAGAAGCCUUAGAUGUGGAGCCACAGCAGCCCGAUCCAAAGCCAAAGAAGCCGAAGCUCGAAACCGAAGAAUCUGCCGGAAUACCCAGUUCACGUCGUGGGCUCGGUCUGAACAGAAGAAAUUUAGCUAAUCUCAGUCCACUGGAGAGAAAACAUCUAGAAUUUAUCAAGCAAUUGAAGGGUAUUCCUAUUAAUACUCCUUUUAUUGAUUCACUUGCAAAAGUUCCAGAAUAUGCUAAGUUCCUACAAGACUUGUUAGACACGCAUCAGCAAUUAAAGAAGAAUUCUAAGGUGAUUCUAAGUGAGCAAAGCUCAAAAGCUGUGUUGGGAGAGAUACCUACGAAGAUGGGGGAUCCUAGACGACUCACUCUCCCAUGUGAGUUUGGGAAUAAUAUGAAGGUUUAUGAUUUAGCCGAUUCUGGGGCUAGCAUAAAUAUGAUGCCUUAUUCGUUUUAUAAAAAAUUGAAUAUUCAGAAGUUGAAGGCAACAAAGAUGACUAUUCACAUGGCAAACUGUUCAGUGACACAGCCCCAGGGCAUUGCGGAAGAUAUUCUCGUGAAAAUUGGGAAAUUCGUUUUUCUAAUAGACUUCGUGGUUUUGGAUAUGAAAGAAGAUCCCAAUGUUCCAAUUAUUCUUGGUCGCCCAUUAUUUAACACUGCUGGAGGUCUGGUUGAUAUACAAGAUGGUUUCCAAGGGAGUGAUGCUCAAGAAGAGGUUUUCAACAUUGAUGAAAAAAAUGAACUUGAAGAAUUAGAGAAGAUCAUGGAAGUAGAAAUCAAAACAAUUCAACAAGUUAAAAGAACAAAACCGAGAGCAUCUGUUCCAUUUUUAGUUGAAGACAUUGCCUACAUGAAUCCAAUUUCUUGGGUAAGCAAGGAAGAUGAUGAGAUGUCGAGCGAUGAAGAGGAGGUUACUUUAAAAGUAACAAGUCUAGUGGUGAAAGAAGAGAAGGAUACUAUGGAGCUUAAAGAUGAUAAAAAAUUGAAGAUUCAAGGGAUCAAACGCAAGCUCGACGGAAACGAAGUCAAAGCUAAAAAGGAGACUUCAAAAAAGUUUUAG